Molecule: messenger RNA, 960 nt
Organism: Paramecium sonneborni
Lineage: Eukaryota; Ciliophora; Oligohymenophorea; Peniculida; Parameciidae
Source: the annotation of a GenBank genome assembly
AUGUAAUUGAAUUAAAAUAAAUCUAAAAAAAGAAAAGUGACUCCAAGUGAUAAACAUUAAUUAUCUAUAUCUCAAGAAAGAUAUCAAAUACCAAAAUAUUUGACUCUUAAUAAUUAGAACAUUAAUACAUCAUAGAAAUAUUAAAUAUUGGAAUAGAUUGGAUAGGGUAGUUACAGUACAAUUUUUAUUGUUGAAAAUAAAUUACAUGGUGGUUAUUAUGCAAUGAAGAAAGUACUCCAAGAUCCAAAAUAGAUUAAUAGGGAAUUGGAAAUACAUAUGAGUAUGCAUCAUCCACAUAUUGUACCUUUAAGAGAUCAUUAUUUUACUAUUGAAAAUAAGUCUAAGUAUUUACAUUUGGUUAUGGAUUUAUAUUAAGGAAAUUUAAAAAAUGCUAUAAGAGUCCCAUUAAAAAGAGUGGCUAAAUAAUUAUUUUAAGCAUUACAAUAUUUAGAAUCAUAAAAUAUUAUGCAUAGAGAUCUUAAACCAGCAAAUAUAUUAUAUUAAAGUGGUAAUAUAUAUCUAGCGGAUUUCGGAAGUUCUAAAAAAAUUGAUGGAUCUAAAAGUUUGAGUUAUGUUUGUUCUAGAGCUUAUAGAGCACCUGAAUUACUUUUUGGUCAGAUAUUUUACAAUACUAAAAUUGAUAUUUGGGCUGCUGGUUGUAUCUUGGCUGAAUUAGAAUUAGGCAAAUCAUUAUUUUUUGGAUAGAAUACUGUAGAUUAAAUAGUAGAAAUCUGUAAAUUAUUGGGAACUCCUAAUGAAUUAGAAAAAGCUGAAUUGGGAUGCUAAUUUUAUAUUCCUGAUUUAUAAGCCAAAAAAUUAAGUAUGAUAUUUAAUAAUAUUGUUUUGAAUUAGAAAACUGAUCCCUUAUUAAUUGAUUUAUUAUCAAAGAUAUUUGUUUUUAGUCCAUCAAAAAGAAUUAGUACCACUGAAGCAUUAUAACAUCCUUAUUUUUUGUAAUGA